UUUCUCAAUAAAGUUGAUUUAAUCUCUUCAGGAUUAAGAUUAAAUUAAAAUUUUCCAAAAAAGAAAAACGAAAAUUUAAUCCAAUUGAUUAACUAAUCAAUUCGAAAGUUAAAUCAUUAACAAAGUUAACAUUUUGUUUCCAUUUUCAUGGUCAACCUUUUCUGCUUUUGGUCAGUUGAUAUUCUGAUUAAUUGAUUAUCAAUGUUUCCAAUUUGAUUGAUUAAACUUUUUUUUUUACAAUCGAAAUUCAAAAAGGAGGAAAAAAAGAAUUUCAAAAUCUAGAACAUGAUAAAUGUUCUGAAUUCUGGUUUUUCGGUUAAUUCGAAAAGAAAAAGAGAGAGAGAAAAAAAGGAAAAUGAAUGUUUUCUUUUCUCUUCUGUAUCAAUAUUAUCCAAUUGUCUCUCAUGAAUCAAUCCUGAAAAACGAUUAUAAUUAAUCACCAGUAAAUCUACAUGAUAGGAAUCACAAUUACAAUUACAAUUUGUUUUCUCCAUUCUGUCUCUUUCUUUUCUCUUUCUUUUUCUAUUUUUUUGGGUUACUUCUGGUUCCUCUUUCUAUCUCUGUCUAUUUUAUCUCUCUCUUUCUACAAUUUCCCUUUCGACUUCACAAUGUUUUGAUCUUCAAGUGUCAUUUGGUUUUCUCCUCAUUCAGUUCACCUUACCUGUGAUCCUUUACUUACCUGAGAUCAAUAAUCUUUUUUGUUUCCUUGUGAUCAAUCUGAUGAAAUCUUUUUGCUCCUGGUUAACUCAAUGGACUCCAUGUAUUUAUAUUUACAUCUAAUUGGUUAUAGAGAGAUUCAGAUUCCAUGAAUUUUCAGGAUCAUCAUCAUCAUCGCCAUCAUUAGUUUUCCUUCAUCAUCUCUUACCUUGUGUGUCCACCUUUGGAUAAAAGCAUAAUAAUAAUAAUAGUAAUCACUCAACAUUGACCAUCGUCCAUGAUCAUGAAAAAGAUCUGGUCAAUAUGAUUGAAUCAUUUAUCCAUUAUGAUUGUAAAUAUGUAUUAUUAUUAUUUUCAUGAUAUUAUUCAUGAUUACAUUUGAUUAACCAGGAAAAAGCAUUAAGUCAAUAACUUGUAAGGUAAAUUGAAUAAUCAGCUGAUUGUUUACUCUAAAUACAUUUGAUGAUAAUCAACCGUUUAUCCAAAUAAUGACCAAUGAAACAAAUAAUAAUAAUAAUAAUUAUCACUACGAUUCGAUAAUUAAUCCAAUCAGUCAAUGGGAAUUGAUUGUUAAAUUUAUGACCUCAGUUCGUGAAAAUAAUGUUACCUUAGCCAAGACAAUUCUUGAUGAAAAUCGUGGUCGAUUUGAUCCCGACGAGUUUACCUGUCUCGAUGAAUGUACCUCACCUUUGGCCAUUGCCAUCGAACGGGAUUAUCCCCAAAUGGUCCAGUUAUUGAUUAACUUUGGUGCCUCAGUAACACGUUUCGUUAACGGGUCAAGUCCACUUCAUCUUGCCGCUCUCGGUGGCUCAUUGGAAAUCGUUAACUUGCUCAUUAAAGCUCAUGCCAAUGUGGCCUCCGUUUCAAACUAUGGUUCAACUCCGUUACAUUUAGCAGCUCAGACAAAGUCCCAUGAUAUUGUUGAAGCGUUAAUUGUGGCUGGAGCUCCAUUAGAAAAGACUGAUUCUGAUGAUCGAACCCCUUUGGCCAUUUCAUGUUCUAAUAAUCGUAUCGAAUGUGCCAGAGUAUUGAUAACCUAUGGAGCUAAUGUAAAUGUUACCGAUAAAAAUGGAAACACACCUUUACUUGAAUCUCUUAAUCAAUAUCUUGGUGUUAAUUAUGAUCUGAUUAAAUUGUUACUCGAUUCUGGUGCUAAUCCAAAUCAUAUGAAUAACUUUGGACAAAUACCUUUGGUCAAUGUUAUUCGAAGGUCAAGUGAAACAAAUCUCGAAGGUGCUCUCUCGGUUAAAGAGCUAAUUGACCACAAUGUACUUAUCGAUUGUUCCGAAUUCAGUGUUUCCGGUGAGAAUGCUAUUCACUCAGCCAUCUCUCAUAAUCAACAUCGACUCGUUGAGAUGUUAAUUCGUGCUGGUGCUGACCUGGAAAUUAAACACAACGGACUAACACCGUUGGAUAGACUUGCCGUUUAUGGACAAAUUGACCUGGUUAAACUGAUCCUUGCCGCUGGAGCGAAACCUCAACUUGAUAAACAAACAUGGCAACAAUUAAGAGUCCGAUCUGGAAAUGAUUAUCGACAAAUUAUCAACACAAUCAACGAAUGGACGUCAAGUGUACCAACGCUUGCGAAAAUUUGUCGAAUCAGAUUGAGACAAUUUCUUUCUCGAAAAGCUGAUCAAUUGAUUACCAAUCAUCUUUUGAUACCUUCAUCGAUUCGUAGCUUUCUGUUAUUCAAUAAUCUUUAAUAACAAUUAACAAUCAACUCGACGGCGACUUUAUCCUUGAUUGUCAAUCGAUCAAUACAAUUGAACACAACAAAAAUAACUCAAUUUAAAUUGUUCUCAUCUACAAUCAGCAGUAUCACAAUGAAACAAUUAAACAUUGGCCAAUGUUAAAUAUCAGCAUGAAAACAAACAAUACUAAUCGUCAACAAUUAACUUCAACAACAAUUAACAAAUAACUUGAAGGUGAUUAAUGUUUUGUAUCAGUUUAAUGCUGGUUGUGUUUGUUAAAUUAAUUUAUGGCAUAUCAUCCGGGAGUUAAUUGUACAUGAAAAAAUUAAUGAUCAAGAAAAUAACAAAAAAAAUUAGUAUUAUUAUUGUUAACAAAUUAUAUUGUAAUUAAGGCAAAAAGAGUUAAAAAAAAGUUAAUAUGAUAACAUUGAUUGUUAUUUAUUGGGUUUGGGUUAGUUUUUAAAGGUGGACACUGAAGCCAGCUUAAGUGUACUCGAAACGGCCUUUUGAAGGGGAAAGUUUUUGGCCUCAUCUUCCCGACAACUACCAGUCCAAUCGUCGUAGUUUAGAGCAUAGGUCAUGACACCGCCGAGUCGAUGAGCGGCUGAAUAUCUUGAUUUGAUUGAGAGACUUCGUUCAUUUUCAUAGGAAAUCCAAUCAUAGUUUCGAUGGGCAAACGGAACUUGACCUUUCUCAUCGAACUCACU
Panonychus citri (citrus red mite) is the source of this 3055-nucleotide messenger RNA. Its product is annotated as ankyrin-1-like. Lineage: Eukaryota; Metazoa; Arthropoda; Arachnida; Trombidiformes; Tetranychidae. The coding region runs from base 1146 to 2360 and encodes 404 amino acids. The transcript has 3 exons. Gene Ontology annotation, molecular function: protein binding. The record is from RefSeq and is a predicted model, not a curated record.